ACACACCCUCGGGGAGGACCAGCAUCCAAGCAGGUGGAAGGGCUCUGAGGGAGACUGGAAUUUUCUGGCCUGGAGAAGGACCCGCCCGCCCGCCCCUAUGACCAACAUGAGCUGGAGCUUCCUGACGCGGCUGCUGGAGGAGAUCCACAACCACUCCACCUUCGUGGGCAAGGUGUGGCUCACGGUGCUGGUGGUCUUCCGCAUCGUGCUGACGGCUGUGGGCGGCGAGGCCAUCUACUCGGACGAGCAGGCCAAGUUCACUUGCAACACGCGGCAGCCAGGCUGCGACAACGUCUGCUAUGACGCCUUCGCGCCCCUGUCGCACGUGCGCUUCUGGGUCUUCCAGAUUGUGGUCAUCUCCACGCCCUCGGUCAUGUACCUGGGCUACGCCGUGCACCGCCUGGCCCGUGCGUCUGAGCAGGAGCGGCGCCGCGCCCUCCGCCGCCGCCCGGGGCCACGCCGCGCGCCCCGAGCGCACCUGCCGCCCCCGCACGCCGGCUGGCCUGAGCCCGCCGACCUGGGCGAGGAGGAGCCCAUGCUGGGCCUGGGCGAGGAGGAGGAGGAGGAGGAGACGGGGGCAGCCGAGGGCGCCGGCGAGGAAGCGGAGGAGGCAGGCGCGGAGGAGGCGUGCACUAAGGCGGUCGGCGCUGACGGCAAGGCGGCAGGGACCCCGGGCCCGACCGGGCAACACGAUGGGCGGAGGCGCAUCCAGCGGGAGGGCCUGAUGCGCGUGUACGUGGCCCAGCUGGUGGCCAGGGCAGCUUUCGAGGUGGCCUUCCUGGUGGGCCAGUACCUGCUGUACGGCUUCGAGGUGCGACCGUUCUUUCCCUGCAGCCGCCAGCCCUGCCCGCACGUGGUGGACUGCUUCGUGUCGCGCCCUACUGAAAAGACGGUCUUCCUGCUGGUUAUGUACGUGGUCAGCUGCCUGUGCCUGCUGCUCAACCUCUGUGAGAUGGCCCACCUGGGCUUGGGCAGCGCGCAGGACGCGGUGCGCGGCCGCCGCGGCCCCCCGGCCUCCGCCCCCGCCCCCGCGCCGCGGCCCCCGCCCUGCGCCUUCCCUGCGGCGGCCGCUGGCUUGGCCUGCCCGCCCGACUACAGCCUGGUGGUGCGGGCGGCCGAGCGCGCUCGGGCGCAUGACCAGAACCUGGCAAACCUGGCCCUGCAGGCGCUGCGCGACGGGGCAGCGGCUGGGGACCGCGACCGGGACAGUUCGCCGUGCGUCGGCCUCCCUGCGGCCUCCCGGGGGCCCCCCAGAGCAGGCGCCCCCGCGUCCCGGACGGGCAGUGCUACCUCUGCGGGCACUGUCGGGGAGCAGGGCCGGCCCGGCACCCACGAGCGGCCAGGAGCCAAGCCCAGGGCUGGCUCCGAGAAGGGCAGUGCCAGCAGCAGGGACGGGAAGACCACCGUGUGGAUCUGAGGGCGCUGGCUUGCGAGCUGGGCCAGGGAGGAGGAGGGUUGGGGGGCUCCGGUGGAAACCUGCGACCCCUUCUCCUCAGCCUUCUCCUUAGCCGGUGGCCUCAGGCAGACUCUGCCCAGAGGGGCAGCCAGGCUGCUCAGGGAAGGGGCUGAAAGCGGCAGAGGAGUGCCCUGGCUUGGUCACCACUGGGGCCAAGGUGGGGUGGAGAGAGGCCUAGGAGCCAGAAAGGGCCCUCUGCUGUGGUCUGAACCCCAGGGGGAGUGGGGCAUUGACUCCACCCCUGUCCUGAGCUGGAAUAGGUCCUCUGGGAUGCCAGCUCUCCCCUUUGUGCUUCCCUGCAGCAACCCAUGGAGGGCCCAGGGUGCCUGGUAUGGGCAUCAGUUGGUGGGGGUGCGGGGGUGCGUGUCCCCAUUCCCUGCAACAGCAAAUGGGGCUCCUUCUUCAGCCCUCCCCUUCCCAGCCCCAAACUGAGACAGACUGGGAGCUGGGAGCCUGGGGUGGACAGGACCAUACCCUCUUUGAGCUUCUGCGAUGCCGGCCUUCCGUUCCUCUGGGAGGCUUGAAGUUCUGCAAAGAUGUUGAUAUGCCUUGCAGCUUGGACCCAAUGGGUGGUGGUCAGGGCCUGGGGGCUUGGCCAUGCUGGGGGAAUGGGGCUCUGGGUUCCUGCCUGUGGCCUGUCUGUCCUCCUCCCUAAUUCAGACCCAGCCUCAAGAGGAAAGGGAGUAAAAUAAAACUAACUUGUUUAUAA
Molecule: messenger RNA, 2165 nt
Organism: Homo sapiens (human)
Lineage: Eukaryota; Metazoa; Chordata; Mammalia; Primates; Hominidae
Gene: GJC2
Product: gap junction protein gamma 2
Exons: 2
Coding region: 98-1417 (439 amino acids)
Biological process (GO): cell communication; transmembrane transport
Cellular component (GO): gap junction; connexin complex; myelin sheath
Molecular function (GO): gap junction channel activity
Source: RefSeq, marked reviewed